UAAUUUCUAAAUCAUUAAAAUAAUAAACACAAAAUAAAAAGAAAAAAAAAUAUAGAAGGAGAAAAAGAACGAAAGGAUCUAUUUGGAUUGUUUGAAUGGCGAGUGGUGCUGCAGGAGGUAAGGUUUCAUUCAAGGUCACUCUCACCUCCGAUCCAAAGCUUCCUUUCAAAGUGUUUAGCGUACCGGAAGGAGCACCAUUUACAGCAGUACUCAAAUUUGCUGCUGAAGAAUUCAAAGUCCCUCCUCAAACUAGUGCCAUCAUUACCAAUGAUGGUGUUGGGAUCAAUCCUCAGCAAAGUGCAGGUAAUGUCUUCCUUAAACAUGGUUCAGAACUACGUCUGAUCCCUCGUGAUAGGGUUGGUGCCUAGAUCAUGUUUGGCUGACCGAUUUAAGAGCGUUCUGUGUACCUUCUGUUACUCUGUACUGUAUUUUUGCAGUGGAGAAAAAUAUAAUGGUCCUAUCUAAUUAGGCCAGUUAACAUAUUCGAAGAUUAGUAUUAUGUGUUGCAAGAAAAAAUAAGUUACAGCUGUUUAUGACAGUAGUAAGAGUUUGGAUAAGUUA
Molecule: messenger RNA, 561 nt
Organism: Erigeron canadensis
Lineage: Eukaryota; Viridiplantae; Streptophyta; Magnoliopsida; Asterales; Asteraceae
Product: ubiquitin-fold modifier 1
Exons: 4
Coding region: 96-368 (90 amino acids)
Biological process (GO): protein K69-linked ufmylation
Cellular component (GO): cytoplasm; nucleus
Source: RefSeq, a predicted model, not a curated record